Messenger RNA from Caenorhabditis remanei, 351 nucleotides. RefSeq lists its product as uncharacterized. NCBI's taxonomy places the organism in Eukaryota, Metazoa, Nematoda, Chromadorea, Rhabditida, Rhabditidae. The coding region runs from base 1 to 351 and encodes 116 amino acids. The transcript has 4 exons. The record is from RefSeq and is a predicted model, not a curated record.
AUGGGUUCCUCCUUCAUAAAUUUCAUACUCCUAUCUACAUUUUUGUUGUAUAUUAUUGGUGUUUCUGCAACUGGCAAGCAAUGCUCGGAUAUCAUAACCAUUCGAGACAACGAAAACGACACCGUAAACGCUAGAAUAUUAUAUUUCGAAGGAGGUGGCCAACAAAUCGCUGAAAUUUCAUGUGAAGGAGAGACCAGUGGAGUAGUUGAGCUGAUUGCCAAUGAGAGAUCACUAGGAGUCAUUGACAACCGAUUCCAUCGUGCAAUUUGUAGACUUGGCAGAUGGUAUUCACUGAACAAGUAUGGUGGUAUCACAGUGGUAAAAGAUGUGGCAUGUUUGGUUCAUCUUUAA